Molecule: messenger RNA, 7405 nt
Organism: Calidris pugnax (ruff)
Lineage: Eukaryota; Metazoa; Chordata; Aves; Charadriiformes; Scolopacidae
Gene: TTC7A
Product: tetratricopeptide repeat domain 7A
Exons: 19
Coding region: 1-2433 (810 amino acids)
Biological process (GO): phosphatidylinositol phosphate biosynthetic process; protein localization to plasma membrane
Cellular component (GO): plasma membrane
Molecular function (GO): protein binding
Source: RefSeq, a predicted model, not a curated record
AUGUUUCUUGUUGGUUGCUAUGUGCUUUCAGAGGACUAUGGGAGUAUGCUGCUUGCGGAGGCUCUACUGGAAGAAUGUUUGAAGGAAAACUUUGCCAAACUGAAGGACUCCAUUCCACUGAUAGAGAAGAACGAGCCAAAACUGAGUGAAGCUAAACAGUAUCUUACCAAUAUCUUAAACAGAGGAAAACUACGGCCUAAGUACAUGACAGAAACUAUGCUGAUCCUUGGAAAGCUUCAUUAUGUGGAGGGAUCCUACAGAGAUGCCAUCAGCAUGUACGCAAGAGCAGGAAUUGAUGACCUCUCAACAAAAGAUGAACCUCUGUACAUGCUGCGUUUGGUGACUGAAGCCUUUGUUAUUAAAGGUCUGUCACUGGAGCGCUCAACCAACUCAAUUGCCUCACGUGCUCGACUGUGUGAAAGGGAGCAGGAAGUCAUGGCUUGUUUUGAGACAGCGUGUGUCAUUGCCCAGGUAUACUUGCAGGAGCUUGAAAAGACCUUCAGCAACACACAUUCAAGGAGUAUCAAGGGCAGCAGCAUGACUUACUCUGAGUUUGAACUUUCCUACUUCCUGGAAGCAGCUCUACAGAGUGCCUAUGUGACUCAUUUAAAGAAGGGAAAUAUUGUGAAAGGAGUGAGGAGUCUGCGAGAACUACUACGGACUGUGGAAACCAAAGCUACUCAGACCUUAAAAAUGACUGCAGCCAAACAGCUAGCCCAAGUACUUCUCCAUUCCCUCAGUGAAGACUGUUACUGGAGCCCUUUAUCUGAUCCGCUUCCUGAGUUCAUGAACAAGGAAGAUCAGUCUUACGUUAGCAAUCUUCUUUGUCGGAGGCCUGAGCUGUACACAGAAGAGAAUACGUACUGCCCUCAAGACAACGUAGAAGAGGCUCUUCUUCUCCUCUUAAUCAGUGAAUCCAUGGCCAACCGGGAUGCAGUGAUCAGCCGAGCCCCAGAGCAGCAGGAUGACCGAGCUGUCAGCCUCCGGGAUGCUUCUGCAGUCUACGACCUCCUCAGCAUCACGCUGGGCAGGAGAGGGCAGUAUGUCAUGCUUUCUGAGUGCUUGGAGAGAGCCAUGAAGUUUGCGUUUGAUGAAUUUCACCUCUGGUACCAGCUUGCCCUGUCCAUGGUGGCUUGUGGAAAGUCAGCAUAUGCUGUGUCAGUGCUCAAAGAGUGUGCUAAACUGCGACCUACAGAUCCCACCAUUCCUCUCCUGGCUGCCAAGGUCUGCAUUGGGUCGCUGCACUGGCUGGAAGAAGGAGAAUGCUUUGCUAAAAUGGUGAUAGACCUUGGUGAGGAUGCUGGAGAGGCCCUAGCAAAGGGUUACCUGGCUCUGGGCCUGACAUACAGUCUUCAAGCUACUGAUGCUACUCUGAAGGACACUCAGGAUGAAUUAAACAAGAAAGCACUUCAGACUUUGGAGAGAGCACAUGACCUGGCCCCGGAAGAUCACCAAAUCAUCCUCUACCUGUCACUGCAGCUGGCUCUUGUCAGACAGAUUUCUGAUGCUAUAGAACAUCUUCAAGAAGCACUGCAACUAUGCAAAGAUGACAUGAAUUCACUUCAUCUACUGGCCCUCCUCUUUUCAGCUCAGAAGCACUAUCAGCAUGCACUGGAUGUUAUCAACAUGGCUGUUGUUGAAUACCCAGAAAGCUUUAGCUUACUCUUCACCAAAGUAAAACUGGAAUGGAUACAUAAAGGACCUGAAGAGGCUCUGGUGACAUGCAGACAUAUGUUGCAGAUGUGGCAGAUGGUAUAUAAUGUUUUACAGCACAGUGGCUCUGAGAAAGGAAGUAGUGUGACCGAAACACCGGUGAUCAAAAAGCAUAAUGGACUGCAUCUCACACUCCCGGAUGCUCAUGAUACUGAUUCUGGAUCACAGCGAGCCUCUUCCCUUGCUGCAUCACGACUGGAACAGGCCAUGUCCGAAAUAACUAUGCAGAGCAGCACAAUGAAGCAAGGACCAAUGCAGCUGUGGACAACUCUUGAACAAAUUUGGCUACAAGCUGCUGAACUCUUCAUGGAACAACAGCAUCUCAAAGAAGCGGGCUUUUGUAUCCAGGAGGCAGCUAGUCUUUUCCCCACAUCUCAUGCUGUACUGUACAUGCGUGGGAGGCUUGCAGAGAUGAAAGGCAAUUUGGAGGAGGCUAAGCAAUUGUAUGAUGAAGCGCUCACAGUGAAUCCAGCUGGAGUGGAAAUUAUGCACAGCCUGGGUCUGGUGCUCAACAGACUUGGGCGGAGGGACCUGGCCCAGAAAGUCCUCAGAGACGCCAUCCGGAUCCAGACCACCAGUCACAGAGCCUGGAACAGCCUUGGAGAGGUUUUGCAAGCUCAGGGGAAGAACGAAGCAGCCAUCGAAUGCUUCCUCACCGCUCUGGACCUGGAAUCCAGCAGUCCUGUCAUCCCGUUCACUGUCAUACCCAGGGAGCUCUGAAGCUCUGCCCUGCAGCUGAGCGCCUUCAUUGCCUGGACAGACACCAAAAACAAAUAAAUAAACAAAGGAAAAGCCCAACAGAAAAGUGCCAUUGUAACCUGGAACUGGGCAAAGUAAUUCCAGGAUGGGCUUAAGCCUGCAUGCUUAGCUGAGACAAGCCUAACUGUAGAAGAAUUUGCAACAGGCAGAAAUAUAGAAUGCCUUUUUCUUCACAGGUGCCUGGCUAACCUCCCGUUCAAGUUAGGCUUGAGUUAAGCAAGUGAAGCAAGGCUCAUUUCUAAGUGUUGGCUCAAGGUGACUGUCUGUAGAAUAGGUCAUGCUGGAGUACAGCUGUUCUAAGCACUUGCACCUUUCAAUUUUCAUUAAAGAUAAAACCCCCAAGCCCUGAAUUAAAGCCUGGACCUACUCUAAAGAGGAGUAAAUGCACCAAUUAACUUGACCAAGUGGUGCUUAAGCAUGUGGCUGCCUCCACACCAAUCUGACAGAACAGGAGUGACAAUUAAACAAUAUAGACAUGCAGUAUAUGCCGUUUACAAAAUUAUUUCAGCUAUUUUGAUAAUCCUUUUUCCUGCCUUGCUCUUAUAUACUGCAUAUGCUCACUAUAUUUAGUGUGGCGCUUGCCUAGACCAAUUUAAAUUAAAAAUACUUUUUUUUAAAAAAGCUGCUAUUGCAGUAUGAGUGAGAAAAGCAGAAAGACCAAAGAGGUUCACACUUGAACUAGUAUUAAAAACAUAUAUGUAUCUCCAAUUACAUAUUUAUUGAAAGGGCUUACAUGAAUUAGCUAAUUAUAAACUCAGAGCUUCAUUCUUAUUACUCACCUAUUGCAUCACUGUUAGUGAGGAAUGUAGUGAUUACCAGUAUAUAGUGACUGAACUUUGUUCUCGCCUGCAUUACCAUUCCUGGCACAAAACAUUUUCAUAUCCAUCUUUUCAUGACACAAAAGCUGGCAGCAGUCUUUUGAGGGAAAGCGCGCUGAAGGCACUGUGUGUAUACAUGAAUUGCUUCUGUCUUAAAACCAAAUCUUUGGAUUGUCUGUAGAAAUUUCGCAUCAGAAGUGGGGAGUCGAGACUUCAGCGGGGCAGGAUCAUUUUGCGUAUUGUAUCAGGUGUAAGAGUGAUCUCUUCAGAGAGAGCUCCUGAUCCACGCCGCCUCCCCGGGGCUGGCCAAGCCAGGGGGGGGCUGCAGCCCCUGCUGAGCUGCUCCUUGGCUGUGCUUGAUGUCCCCGGGGCCGCCGUGGCUGGGCAGGACUGUACCCUGCUGCCACACGCCAGGGCCAGACCCGGCCACACCAGCCCCGAGAUGGAGAUGAUGCAGAAAUGAGCCACGGGCGCUUUUCUACACAAAAAGGUCGGGGGGCUCUGUGCCCGUUUCUGUCCAAAGACGAUUCGUGACUAUUUCAUAAGUUGUUUUGCACUAAAACACACUUUGUACUAUAAUUCUGCCCAGUAUUGUGAUCCGCAACUAGUUCAUUCCAGAAAUAAUAAUAUUCUCAGGCAAUAAAUGAGUAGAGGUUAUUUCUUAAAGAGCCUGAAGCUCUGGCAGCAGAGUUGAAGUCGGUGUUGUUUACAAUUAUUUGGAAAUCUGCAGGUUAAUGGAGAGGUGGCCCCUCGUGCUGCUCCCAGACCGCACCAUCGCCGAGCUCCUGCCUCCCCUCGGACGUACACUGCCCCCGGGUUGCUCUCAGCACCCUGUUGUGCUCCCAGGCCAAUAUGUUGGUUUUUUUUUUUCCAUUAAGUCUUGCUGAUGCAAUAGCGCAGCUUAUUCCUCUGUUCACGGAGGGAUGUGGAGUGAAGCAGCCCAGCCUGAAAGGCGCUCAGCCCAUGAGGUCUCUGGCUUUUCAGUGUCACACAGGCACCAAACUGAGCUUUUUAGGCCAGAGGCAGGUUUCCAAGGAGACAGUGUUACCCGGCCGCGUUUCUCCUUUGCAAUAGCACCAGCAGCAGAGGAAGGAGUAGGUGUUAAAGUACCAGAAUUAAAUGAGUUUCAUGAAGACAAAAAGACGCAGCAGAGACCCAUUUUGCUGUGAAGGAUGCUAUGAAGUUGGCUUGCUCUGCACUGCAGGUGGGAAAGGGGGAAAGGGAGGGGGAAGAGAUGUUUUGUUGACAUAAUAUGUAAAUUGUUACCCAGGUGUUUUAAACCCAGUUCCACAGUCAGAUGCAAUCUGACAAUAGACUUAAGUAGAUAUAAAUAUAGAGAGAUAUUAUAUUCCAAUAUUUGUUCUGCUCCCCAGUUCCCAGGGUGGGAGCGAGCCUUCUGUGUAAGGCACAAAAAAAAGAAUCAGCGUGGUCCAACAUCAACGCUUUCUUGUGGAACAUAUAUCUCUAAAGUGCUGCCAUAGCAACCUCUGUGUACCGGACAGCUAUUUGAGUACCAGCAGUGCAUCCACCUCUGUGACCGAGGAGCCUGCUCGGAGAGGUCUGUACCGUAGCUGGCAGGAGGGUGCCUGUUUCCCAGCAGCAGCUGAGAAGCAAACACUCACAGAUCCAUUUACCUUCUGCAUGUGCAGCUUGUAAACAGCCACCAGCCCAUCACAUUCGUUGCCAUCGGGCGAGCUUCACCUCGGUGAUAAGGAGACUUCCACAGCAAUCGUCUUCCUUGGAGAGGUGCACACGUGCACGGGUGCUUCCAGUGUCUCAGCUGGUCAGAUGUUGCCGGGGGGUCCUAUUAGGGAGUGCUACUGGUGUAGGGGUUGCCAUCCUUAGAGCCUCGGCUGCAUGGCUGGCAAGGAAGACGUUCAGGAGUAAAUGCCAUCAGCAGGAGUGACAUGGGUAAGGUGCCCUCCACCAGCGCCGCCCACUGCAGCCCCUGCCUCAAUGGCAAAGCACUUGGCACGGAAACUGGACUCGGGCCUGAGAUUUGCUGCAUGCUUCCCAGAGGAUGGGAAGCAGCCGUUGGCUGGAGGGAUGUCAUACUGGCCUGAAGUGCUCUGUACAGUGCAGCAAAGAGGUUGUUUCAGACUUGCAGGCGUUCUGGGGGUAAAUCCUUCAGCUACAUUAGUUAGUAGUGCUGACAAAAACACAAGCCUUCCCAAGCUUACAUGCUGCCUCUGUUCUUCACCGUGGAUUUUGUUCAUCCUGCCAGGUGCAGAAAAACAAAGACAGCUACAUCAGGCAAGCCUGUGUAUUGCAGAAUUUAUAUAGACAGCAAUGCUGAUAAAUCUAAUAGACCUACUUCCCGGGGCUCAGUAAUACUUCUUUGUAUAGCAGGGAGCCUGGCAUGCGUAACGCUCAGGGUUUGAGACUAAGAACCUAAGAUUUGCAUCCCAUCCCUCAUAGGAUCAUUACAGAUGACCAUAAGUAAUGGAAGUUUGGGGAACAAUAAGUGAAAUACCAAUUCUGCGAGUUUUAGCACGGACUUGAAUCCAACAGACUUUUCUCAUUAGUUUAGAAAGAGGAAGAGAAAAAAGGCAUCGUUGCCUAAACAAUCCAGGUAUACCCAGGUUCCUCUCGGUCCAACACAAGGUUAUUUUCCUUUAUGUUGGCAGGGUACAUACAAAAGAAAAAUAAUUAGCUCCUAUUUUUCUGUUGCACAAUAAAGGAGUAGUAUUUGCUGUUGCCUUUGACCAACAAGAAGGUUUGUAUAUGGUAACAAAAAUGACUCUGCCUCCAGGAUAACAGAAGGAGAAGCCCAACAGGCCAGGGAACAACCCCCCCUCCCUGCCUUACCCCGUGUAAACUGUCAUUAGCGCCACUGCAGUUGUUGGUAUUUAUGAGCAUUUCCUCCAGCUGAGGAUCUGCCCACCCGUAUAUUGUUCUGUACAGGGAGUACAACAGAGCUGCCAUAUUCCUGCGCUGCACAAGUACCCCAGCCCGUUUCUAUUGGUAACAGUUCAUGCUACUGAUUAUCACAAUGCUUCAGAAGUGCUAAUUAUCUUUUCUUGGUAAUGACUAAUAAAUCCAAAUGGAGAACAGUCCUGGAGGGUGUUUACUUUAAAAUUCACUGGCUGGGUACCAAAGUAGGCACAGCACUGACUGCUGCCGUUUGAAUUACAGUUAUUUUAUUCAAAAAAUGUUCCAUUUUUGGAGAGUCUUGGUGAAGGCAGAGUUUGGCUAGUUUAUAUUUCGUUUUAAUGACAGCAGAGUGGGAAACAAUCCUUUUUAGUGAAAAGACAUCACUGCCAUGAUCUUUUUUCAGCCAAACCAACCGAGAUUUGAUCGUUGCAAUUCAGCCUAGGAGAGGAAGGCUUCCCAGAGCAACCGUGCUGCAGCAGUAAUUGCCUCUGACGGAACUGUAUUACAGGCAUAUUUGACAAUUAUGCAACGAGCCUGUGUAGCUGAGACGUCUCUCCCUCCGCCAGCGUGUCACAUAUUUGGCUAAGGAGAGUUGCUUUCUGCCCAAAGGGACAUCUGCAGUGCCUGCCUGGGUGCCCAUCAGCACUGCCCUGAUGCCUGCUGUCACCUGUGAGGUAGCCGCUGCCACCAGCUGCAGGGUCUCGUUUGCCAGCACCCCCUCACUCAUGCUGGUUUCACCAACCCUCGGGCUGUUCCCUAAGCUUGGCCCCAGGUGAUGGUCUCCCCCCUGCUAAGCUGUUGUUCAGUGCUGCAGGGUAUCCGUGCACCGUCAGAUAAAGCAUUAUUUUCUGAGCAACGAGGAGCUGAAGGUAACCACUGACCCAGCAGCUGCCGAGAUGGUUCCUCCAUCUUUAACGAACCCAGCAAAACCUGGCAGGUUCCUGAGUAACUGGAUGCUAAAAGAUCCAGCUCGUUUCCCCACAGAAACACAUGCCAGUCCAUAGCAAGAACCACUGAUAGAGAUGCAACACUGCACCCUUGCAGAGCAGCCCGUGAUGACACAAGUAAGAACUUCUCAAGCUGGUCAGUGCUCAGAGAGGUGCUCAUACAAGUGUUCCCUACCUGCCACUUGACUGCUGUUAACGCGGUGGUCGGAAUCCGUUUUCCAUGUAACAACUUUUUUUCAUCAUUGGAAGAUGUUUUCAGCCGUUGAAUAAAAUUGACCCUGUGGAAACAAAAAA